AGCGAUCGAUAAGAUGGGGAUAAGAUUAUGGCAUUGAGGAGACAUAUGACACUAUCUCAGUCAGACCACUGCCAUGGCGGCUCUAGGAAUAUUACUAGGUUUGGCGACGCUGAGCGCCCGCGCGUUCUCGGUGGCGCUACCAUCGCGGGCUGAUGACGUCACGCUGUCCCUAGAGCCACAGAUCACUGGCGGCUUCCAGCUCAGUUUGGACAAAGACAAUGAGCGCACAGUGUACGGCCACAUCGGACGCACUCUGGUCUCCACGUACACCGCCGAGGAGGUGGAGGGUGGCAUGGAGAUACAUAUCGGAGGUGUCAAUCUGACUAUACACACACUUUAUGACGACGCUUCUGACGCUAGAGGCAUCAAGAUUAAGUGGAACUCACUUACGCCACUCCGACUGGAAGACUGCUUUGAUUUUGGCACAAAACACUGGUACGGCGGACCAAUGCAAGUCGAACAAAUGUACCCGAUAGAGAGCGCUAAGCAAGUGUACACCCCGUACUUCUCUAAAGAGCAGGACAACGGCGCCAUCGUCGAGAGAUACUGGCUCAACUCCGCCGGGGAGUACAUUUACGUGCACCCACAAGUACCAUUGUUCGUCGACUACAACAAUAUCGUCCCCAACCACAUUUGCUUUGGAGCACAAAUCUCUGAACCCUACUCGACAAGAAGAAAUCAUAUAGAACUAAGUUACGAUCUCUGGUUCCUUCCCAAUGUUAAAGAAGCUCACAAACAUGCGAUAGUCAAUUAUUUAGGCAAACCAUCAGGAGUACCUGAUUACAGAAUGGUUCAGCAUCCAAUUUGGUCUACUUGGGCGCAGUAUUCCAGAGACGUAAACCAAGAGAAAGUUCUAGAGUUUGCAAAGCAGAUUAGAGGAUAUGGCUUUAGUGAUUCCCAACUGGAGAUCGAUGAUCUGUGGGAGACGUGCUACGGGACAAUGGAGGUGGAUCAGUCUAAAUUCCCCAACAUGACGGGUCUGGUGCAGGAAUUGAAAGCGAUGGGAUUCCGCGUCACCAUCUGGAUGCAUCCCUUCAUAAAUAACAACUGCGAGCCGAUAUACACUCAGGCUUUGAAUAACGGUUACUUGGUGCUGGACGAGGCAGGUAAGCCGGCGACGACAUGGUGGAACAACAACGGCUCAGUGCCUGGCUACAUCGACUUCACUAACCCCGAAGCCGCCGAGUGGUGGUACGAACGUAUCAGGAAUCUGCUUGAUACUUAUGACAUUGAUAGCGUAAAGUUUGACGGAGGCGAGAGUAGCUUCACACCACAGGUAGCGGUACAGACCGGUGACAUAGAUCUACAGCCCCAUAACAUUGUAGAAGCUUACGCCCGCCUUGCCGCGCGCUUCGGAGACAUGGUCGAGGUCAGAGCUGGCUUCAGAACGCAAGACCUGCCUAUCUUCGUGCGCAUGGUAGACCGCGACUCUAUCUGGGGUUUGAACAACGGUCUAUCUACUAUCGUGACGACAGCAAUUCAGAUGAACUUAGCGGGAUACGGACUUGUGUUGCCGGACAUGAUCGGAGGCAAUGGGUACAACCUGGACCACGAGCAAGCGGAUAUUCCCACCAAGGAGCUGUUCAUUCGCUGGGUGCAGGCCACCACCUUCCUUCCAGUCAUGCAGUACUCUUACGUGCCGUGGAACUUUGAUAAUGAAACGGUGGAGAUAAGCAAGAAGUACACGGAGCUGCACGCGGAGUACGGUGAUGAGAUAUACGCGGCGAUGCAGGCGGCGGUGGAGUCAGGCCGGCCGGUGAACGCGCCGCUCUGGUGGAUAGACCCCACUGAUGAGGACGCACUCAACAUCUGGGACGAAUACCUAUUGGGAGAGAAUAUCUUAGUAGCGCCUGUGUUGGAGGAGGGAGCGACCUCCCGGGACAUUUACCUGCCGGCGGGCGUGUGGUGGGAGGAGGGAGACAGGGAACGGGAGGUGGUCGGCCCGACCUGGAUCAGGGACUUCCCCGCUCCAUUGGACGUGUUGCCAUACUUCGUCCGCGCUAGAGAAAUCGAGCCGUCAUCCGCGGUGUCACCCGGGGUUGCCAUGUUUGUGCUAGUUUUUGGUGUUGUCGCUAACUUUGUGUUAUAAAGAUUGGUUUAAGAUAUUGUUCGAUAGUUUUUCUUAUCUAUUUUUGUUUGAAUGAUGCUAUUUGAACAAUAUAUAAAUGUUUUUAUCAUUAUAAGUGUUAC
Papilio xuthus (Asian swallowtail) is the source of this 2190-nucleotide messenger RNA. RefSeq lists its product as uncharacterized. Gene Ontology annotation, biological process: carbohydrate metabolic process. NCBI's taxonomy places the organism in Eukaryota, Metazoa, Arthropoda, Insecta, Lepidoptera, Papilionidae. The transcript is spliced from 9 exons. Gene Ontology annotation, molecular function: hydrolase activity, hydrolyzing O-glycosyl compounds. The record is from RefSeq and is a predicted model, not a curated record. The coding region runs from base 74 to 2089 and encodes 671 amino acids.